CGGACUGUGCAGUUUGCAGGAUGUUUUGCAUCUGAGCGCAGCAGGAUUAAAGUGUUGACUGGGGGUCCAUAAAGAAGGGCGGGUAGAUUACAGAGGACACUGACAAACGAAAAUGUCCUCACCAGCGUCCAGACGGAAUAGCUGCCGUGGAACUGCGUGUGGGAGCCGCUCAUCAUCUGAGUGCCAUGUCCGCCGCCGGGGCUCCAGCUGCUCUUACUCUUCCUCUGGCGCUCAAACCGAAGACUUUUCCGCCAGUCUGAGUCAGCCCAUGUUCACCAUAACGCUCCGGUUUUUGCUGGCGAUAGAUCUGUGGCUGUCCAAGCGGCUCGGGGUGUGCGCUUGUGAGGAGUCUCCGUGGGGCAGCAUACGGCCCCUGGUGCGGCUGGUGGAGUUCUCCGGGCAUGUCAUCCCGUGGCUCGUCGGCACUCUGUACACUCUGCUCCGGGGAGAGACGGUGGCGGAGCAGGAGAUCAUGCUGAAUCUGGCCCUGGCUCUGUUGUUGGAUCUGCUGCUGGUCAGAGUUGUGAAGACUCUGGUCAGACGUCGCAGGCCUGCCCAGAGCCGCUCUGACAUCCUCUCCACAUUCUUCGUGGAGCGCUACUCCUUCCCUUCAGGCCACGCCACGCGGGCGGCCAUGUGUGCCCGGUUCCUCCUAGCCCAGCUGGUGGACACAGCCUCCAUGCGGGUCCUGGUGGUGGGAUGGGCCGCUCUGGUGAGCCUGUCCCGGCUGCUGCUUGCCAGACACUAUGUGACAGAUGUGGGCUUUGGCUUGGUUAUGGGUUACUGCCAGUACGGCUUGGUGGAAAGGCUGUGGUUGACCUGGGACUGCCUCCAGGACAUGAUGCUUAUGCGACUGCGAGAGAGACUCAACAGGGCCUAUGGUGGACUCUGGAUGGCAGAUUGGAAGCAUUAGGUUUGGUGGUACGGUGUGUCAGCUUUUAUGGACGGGGAAAAACAUGUAGCAUGAAGUGUGUGUAACUCCAAGUUUCCCUACCAUUAAAAAGUGAACUUUA
This is a messenger RNA of Seriola dumerili (greater amberjack), 1013 nucleotides long. RefSeq names its product phospholipid phosphatase 6-like. NCBI's taxonomy places the organism in Eukaryota, Metazoa, Chordata, Actinopteri, Carangiformes, Carangidae. The record is from RefSeq and is a predicted model, not a curated record. The transcript is spliced from 2 exons. The coding region runs from base 113 to 913 and encodes 266 amino acids. Gene Ontology annotation, molecular function: sphingosine-1-phosphate phosphatase activity.